This is a messenger RNA of Ostrinia furnacalis (Asian corn borer), 2394 nucleotides long. It is a transcript of the gene Mlh1, whose product is annotated as DNA mismatch repair ATPase Mlh1. Gene Ontology annotation, molecular function: ATP hydrolysis activity; ATP-dependent DNA damage sensor activity; ATP binding. The transcript is spliced from 11 exons. The record is from RefSeq and is a predicted model, not a curated record. Lineage: Eukaryota; Metazoa; Arthropoda; Insecta; Lepidoptera; Crambidae. Gene Ontology annotation, cellular component: MutLalpha complex. The coding region runs from base 52 to 2289 and encodes 745 amino acids. Gene Ontology annotation, biological process: mismatch repair.
GAUUUGGAAUGUAUUGUUUGGACAUUUUCUUUUUAUUUACAUUUCAUUGCUAUGAUGGGAGAGCCAGGAAUUAUUAGAAAACUAAGCGAAGAAGUUGUAAAUCGCAUUGCUGCCGGUGAAAUCGUACAAAGACCAGCAAAUGCUCUAAAAGAAUUAAUAGAAAACAGUUUAGACGCUAAGUCCACCAAUAUAAUAAUAACAGUAAAAGCAGGUGGUCUCAAGUACUUACAGAUCCAAGACAAUGGCACAGGAAUAAGACAUGAAGAUUUCGAGAUCGUUUGUGAGAGGUUUACCACGUCCAAAUUGGAGCAAUACGAAGACUUGAGGGAGAUCAGUACGUAUGGGUUCCGAGGCGAAGCAUUGGCAAGCAUCAGCCAUAUCGCACAUCUUACUAUUCUCAGUAAAACUGCAGCUGGGAAAUGUGCAUACAAAGCAUCAUAUGAAAACGGAAAGCUAAAGGGCCCAACAAAAGCUUGUGCUGGCAAUAAUGGGACACAAAUCACUGUGGAGGAUCUUUUCUACAACGUGAUAGCUCGUAAAAAAGCCCUUAGGAGCCCUACCGAAGAAUACGCCCAUAUAAUGGAAGUAGUAGGCGGAUACGCAAUACAUAAUAGUCAUGUUGGGUUUACGUUGAAAAAGUUUGGAGAGACAACUGAUCUGAAAACACCUAUAAAGUCAACUGUUGUUGAUAAUGUUCGAAUUAUACAUGGCAAUGCAAUAGCCAGGGAGUUAAUGGAGAUUCAUCUUGAAGACCCUCAGCUGAAACUGGUACUACAUGGGCACAUCACAAAUGUGAACUAUUCGCACAAAAAGGGCACAAUGCUGCUUUUCAUUAACCACAGGCUAGUCGAUUCAGUAGCUAUACGAAAAGCAGUAGAGUCUGUAUACUCAACAUAUCUUCCAAAAAAUGCUCAUUCCUUUGUAUAUCUUAGUUUGCAACUGGAUCCAAGAAAUGUUGACGUAAAUGUGCAUCCUACUAAACAUGAAGUGCAGUUUUUGUACGAAGAACAGAUCAUUGAGAAAAUUAAAUCGUGCAUUGAAAGCAAACUGCUCAGUUGUAACUCUACAAGGGUCAUGUACACACAGGCCCGCUUACCUGGCGCAACUGCUGUUGAAGAAAUAGUGAAAAAAACCACUGAAGGGGCCAAAGUAUACGCCAAUAAUAUGGUGCGAGUAAACCCUGAUGUUCAGAAAAUAAACAAGUUCUUCCCAACAAUCGUUAAAGAACCUGAAAACAGAGAAAAAGUUGAUGUAACAGACAAAAAUGUUGAGAAUAGAGUCCAAAAUAAUGAGAAAAUUGAAGACGAAGACUUGUUCGAAGAAGACGUCUCAAUGGCUGAAGAAAUACCCAACUUAAGUAAAGAAAUACCUAAUAUAGUGAUAGAUGAAGCAAAUGAGGAUGUAUUAGAAAGUUCAAUAGUAAAUGAACCUAGUGAAGCUGUAAAAAAGAUGCCAGAUAGAUGGAAAGCACAUACAGCUGCUGACCAAGCGAACGCUACGUACAUAGACCCUAAGGAGUCUUUCAAAACUAGAACUUUUAAAUAUGAACGUAUAGAAACCAAGUUAAGCAGUGUGAAGCAACUAAGAAUAGACGUUGAGAACAAAUGUAAUACGAAUUUAAGAGAGAUUCUGGCGAAUUUAAUUUUUAUAGCCUGCAUCGAUUGCCACAAGUCCCUGAUUCAACACUCGACUAAGUUGUACUUGUGCGAUACUACGAGAUUAACGGAGGAAUUAUUCUAUGAAACAAUGCUGUACGACUUUCAGAACUUCGGUUUGAUAAAGAUGUCGAAUCCACUGCCACUAGAAGAGUUGAUUGUUCUCGGACUGAGUUCACAGGAAAAUGAAUGGGAUCCUGAUUUAGGUGAUAUGCGUGAAAUGGCGCGACAAAUGACGGAACUUCUACUGAGCAAAAGAGCGAUGUUAUACGAGUACUUCUCAUUAGAAAUGAAUGAACAUGGAGACUUAUUGGCCUUACCUUUGCUUUUAGAUAACCACACACCAUUCAUGGGCGCGCUACCGACCUAUCUAGUCCGACUCGUGACUGAAGUUAAUUGGGAAUCAGAAAAGGAUUGCUUCGAUACCUUCAGCCGACAGACCGCCAUUUUUUACUCCCAACCCAAUCCAGACACGAACUUAGAAGCCCGGAAUUCUGAAUUCUGGAAGCAGGAACACGUGAUCUUUCCCGCUAUUAGAAGAAAUUUUCUACCACCAACUAGUUUUGUGAACAACGGCGCUAUAUUGCAAAUAGCAAACCUGAAUGAUCUGUACAAAGUAUUCGAAAGGUGUUAGUUUGUGAAGAAAAGUGUAAAGUGAUAUUGAAAUUGUUAAAAAUGUUAAGUUUAAUGUAAUAUGAAAUUAAAAAGACUGUUACGUUUUAAGUUAAAAGAUACGGUG